UGCUGGAGUUACAGGCAUGAGCCACCACACCCAGCCUAGUUCAAAAUUAUUUUAUAGGGUUUAUUACAAGCCACUGUUACUAGGUAUGGGCUUUAGGAUCUAGAAGGAAUCUGAUUGAUUAUCCAGUCUGUCUUGAUCAAUUUAUAGGGGAAGUUGGUUUACUGAGGACCAAAGAGGGUUCAUUGAUUUUCCUGAAGUCACACAGUUGGGCCCAGAACAUGGGUGUCCUUGCUUGCUCAUUCCUUUCACUAAUUCCUCUGUGCUCUGAAAUCCUACCAGUUUUGAGGAAUGAGGAAUAAAGGAAAAGUGAUCUUGAAACAGUUACUAACAGGCUCUCUCUGCGGGUAGGUGGCUCUCUUCUGCCCUGCUGCUGCAGCCUCAGCAAUCAGACUGGGAGGGCAGGCUAGUAUAGAGAGCCCAGAGGCCCAGGGUAGUUUGUUGGAGGAUGGACUUAAAGUUUCAAUUGACUCCUGUCUGGUGAUUGCCCUUUUAGGGUGUCCUCCACCCCGUCACCUGGGAGCAAACUAAUAUUUAGGGAUCUGAGGGUACACAGCAGCGCUGGACCAAACUAGCCCGUUAGAGCACCUCAAUCCAGAUAGGAACUAGGGCAGAGCCAAGCUGCUGAGGUCACAGAUCACUGAAGUGGAGACCCCUGCUGAUCUGCCUCUGAAGACCUAAGAUGGUCACAGCGCUGUGCACAGCCACCUUGCUGCAUACUGCAGUGGCAGGUCUUGUGCUCAGACCCCAGGAAAAGUGCUAGAUCACACUGAUGAGAAGACUGACAGCUUUUUUUUUUUUUAAAUGACUUUCAAGGUUUGGUUAAUUUUAUCUUCAUGACCUCUGAUUUCCCUGUGCAGCAAAUGGUAAAGUAGGGGUAGGGGUAGGCAGAGAGGGACAGACCCCAGCAGUCUAUGGACAAGGACAGCCCUGAACAGCUGGCCCUGAGACACGAACUGGAACAUGGUUGGAGCCUGGGACACAGGGCUAACAGGAAAGGACACAGACUGCUGUCAGGACACAUACUACCACACACCCAAGGCCAGGACCCUGCUGACGUGGCAGACCUCCACCCUGGCCCCUUACUGCCCCCCGCCCCUCUCCCCCGCCUGCCAGCUGCCAACAAGGCUCUGCCUUGUGUCUGCCACACCUGUCACUGCCUGUCCUUGUCCGGGGAGGGGGGGCCCAUCAGCCCCUCCUCAGCUGCCCAGCAGAGCAAGCAGUUAUUGGGGAGGGGAGGGAACAUGGAGCGGGGGGCGGUGGUGGGGGCAGGGCUGGGGGCUGGGGACCGAAUUCGGGCACUCCUGGGCUGCCUGGUCAAGGUGCUGCUCUGGGUGGCCUCUGUCUUGCUGUACUUUGGAAGCGAACAGGCCGCCCGCCUUCUGGGCAGCCCUUGCUUACGGCGCCUCUACCAUGCCUGGCUAGCAGCAGUGGUCAUCUUUGGGCCCCUUCUGCAGUUCCAUGUCAACCCUCGGACUAUCUUCGCCAGCCACGGCAACUUCUUCAACAUAAAAUUUGUGAAUUCAGCCUGGGGCUGGACAUGCACCUUCCUGGGGGGCUUUGUGUUGCUGGUGGUGUUCCUGGCUACACGGCGCGUAGCAGUAACUGCCAGACACCUGAGCCGGCUGGUGGUGGGGGCAGCUGUGUGGCGGGGAGCUGGCCGGGCCUUCCUGCUCAUCGAGGACCUGACCGGCUCCUGCUUUGAGCUGCUGCCCCAGGGUCUGCUGCUCCACGAGCUGCCUGACCGCCGCAGCUGUCUGGCAGCCGGCCACCAGUGGCGGGGCUACACGGUCUCCUCACACACCUUCCUGCUCACCUUCUGCUGCCUGCUCAUGGCAGAGGAAGCGGCCGUGUUUGCCAAGUACCUGGCCCAUGGGCUGCCUGCAGGCGCCCCCCUGCGCCUCGUCUUCCUGCUCAAUGUGCUGCUUCUGGGCCUCUGGAACUUCUUGCUGGUCUGUACUGUCAUCUAUUUCCACCAGUACACUCACAAGGUGGUGGGUGCCGCAGUGGGCACCUUCGCAUGGUACCUCACCUAUGGCAGCUGGUAUCAUCAGCCCUGGUCUCCAGGGAGUCCGGGCCAUGGGCUCUUCCCCCGUUCCCACUCCAGCCGCAAGCAUAACUGAAAUGAAUAAACGCCAUUGGGCCUGGC
Cebus imitator (Panamanian white-faced capuchin) is the source of this 2146-nucleotide messenger RNA. It is a transcript of the gene FITM1, whose product is annotated as fat storage inducing transmembrane protein 1. Gene Ontology annotation, biological process: phospholipid biosynthetic process; lipid storage; lipid droplet organization. The record is from RefSeq and is a predicted model, not a curated record. The transcript has 2 exons. Lineage: Eukaryota; Metazoa; Chordata; Mammalia; Primates; Cebidae. Gene Ontology annotation, cellular component: endoplasmic reticulum membrane. Bases 912 to 2120 code for a protein of 402 amino acids.